GGUUUUUUUUGGGGGGGGGGUGGGCUGGGCAUACUUUCAAAAAGUAAUUAAUAUUAACACAGCUAUUUUCUUUUUUUCCCACUGAUCCUUCCCAUUUACCCUCUCCCGCCUACUCUACCCGGGCGGGAAUUGUUUCCACGAUGAAAUGAGUGAAAACCUGAGUGAUCCUGUGUCUCCCGUGGUGCGAGUGAGUCGCUGCCGCUGAAGGCAAAGGGUGGGGGUGGGACCUGGGGGUGGAAGGCAGGUGGUCCCUGGGCACUGCCUGGGGUCUGGGAGAAGAACCCGCCACCUUUGCCUCAGCAAUGCUCGCAGGAAGAUAAGUCGCACUCCCCACGGUCUUGAACGGGGGCAGAUUCCUAGGGAAGGCUCCCUUGGGGAAUGUAGGACUCAUUGCAGGGCUGGGGGUGUUGGGAUCCCGGGCAUUAAUCAGGUCUAACCACAGAGCCGGAAGAAUAAUUAUAUCGUAUUAUAUACCCCCUUUCUCUCUGCCAUCAUGAUUUUCCAUGGCAGCAGCAUUAGCAGCCGCCUGAGGGUGAAAAUGUGGGUAAUGGGGAAGUUGGUAAUGACUCCGCUGUUUUUUCUCAUGGCUCCUUUGGGCAACAGCUGUCCGCCCCGGGUAUACACUGUAGUUGAUUGCAGGGAAACCCUGUACCUCUCCCCUUCCUUCUCUGCCGAUUUUGCACUUUUCUCUUUGCUCACCACCAAGUGUAAUCAAUAACAAGCACUGACAAUACAUAGCAAUAGUGAAAUCUGAGAUAACUUAAGAAUUAAUUAGGUACUACAGCCAUGGAUCUGGCUGGGUAAAAUCCGAUUGGAUAUUUCAGUUUCAUUCACCUACCCUGUUUUGGUGUUUUGGGGGGGGCUUGGGGGGUUUUCUUUUUCCCUUUUUCUUCGUAAUUUUUUUUUUUUUUAUUUUGGUAUUUGGAAAGCAGGGAUCAUCACACUUCCCCUUCCCCGUUCGUUCUCAUAAUCCCUUCUCUAAAGAGGGGGGAACAUCCGGAUGGAUUUUAAGGAUUGGACUUGUGUCAGCUGUGUUUUAUUGCACACCUAAAUCCCGAUAAUAGGCUUUUCAUUCCCCCCAAAAGCCUUUUUUUUGGCAUUUAAGCCAGAUGUGUUUUGCAAAAAGUUAGUUCCAAGUAUUUUCUCCUCUCUUUCUUUCCUUCCUCCCCUUCCUUUUUCCCAUAACCCCUAACGUUAUUGUCCAAACAUGACUGGACAGCAGCUUUUGUUUCUUGACCCUGUAAUAUGACAGUCUGCUAAUAUUGCCAGAAGGUGCAGUUUUUGGGUUACAGUCGUGAUUUUAGCUAUUCAGUCAUAUUAGCAGGAAAAAAAUGACUUGUUUCUGUUGUACUUGAGUCUUAAGAAAAAGUGCCCAUAGUUUAGUGACAAUUUCCAAAGGCUUUAGUACCACCUGUAUUUCAAAAUGGGGGACCCAAACUCCCGGAAGAAACAAGCUCUGAACAGACUACGUGCUCAGCUUAGAAAGAAAAAAGAAUCUCUAGCUGACCAGUUUGACUUCAAGAUGUAUAUUGCCUUUGUAUUCAAGGAGAAGAAGAAAAAAUCAGCACUUUUUGAAGUGUCUGAGGUUAUACCAGUUAUGACAAAUAAUUACGAAGAAAAUAUCCUGAAAGGUGUGCGAGAAUCCAGCUAUUCCUUGGAAAGUUCCAUAGAGCUUUUACAGAAGGAUGUGGUACAGCUCCAUGCUCCUCGAUACCAGUCUAUGAGAAGGGAUGUAAUUGGCUGUACUCAGGAGAUGGAUUUCAUUCUUUGGCCUCGGAAUGAUAUUGAGAAAAUUGUCUGUCUCCUGUUUUCUAGGUGGAAGGAAUCUGAUGAGCCUUUUAGGCCUGUUCAGGCCAAAUUUGAGUUUCAUCACGGUGACUAUGAAAAACAGUUUCUGCAUGUACUGAGCCGCAAGGACAAGACUGGAAUUGUUGUCAACAAUCCUAACCAGUCCGUGUUUCUCUUCAUUGACAGACAGCACUUGCAGACUCCAAAAAACAAAGCUACGAUCUUCAAGUUAUGCAGCAUCUGCCUCUACCUGCCACAGGAGCAGCUUACCCACUGGGCAGUUGGCACCAUAGAGGACCACCUCCAUCCUUACAUGCCAGAGUAGAGUGCUGACCAGCAAAAUGGGCAAGAUCAGAGAGUGCAGCAGCAUUGGUUUUCUUGUUUUCUUACACUUUAUUCUUUCAGAGUUUAAAGAAAAUGGACUCAUGCACAGAACACUAUGCAUUUUGAAACUUGUUCAUCCUGGAUUUUUUUUUUUUUUUAUUUGUGUCUCAGAACUUAAAAAAUUAGGUGUCUUCUGCACGGACUGUGUGAAAGAAGAUGCUUUGCAUAUUUGCUGCACUGCAUUAGCAUCUUACUAAAAAUGUGAAAUGAAAGGACUAUUGUUCACUGAAAUGCUUAAAUGUAUCUGAAAGCACAAGGUGAUACUCAUUUUUGAUGGUCUUUCCAUUUGUGCUGGUUUUUGCCUCUUUAACAUCUGUCAGCAGUAUUUAGAGGGUGAGAAGUGAAUGUAAAAGGUAUAAAUAACAUUUAAAAAAACUUAAUAGCUUUGCUGUAAUCACCGUUGUUCCAGAGCACUCUCAGAUUCACUCUAAUGAUCAGAAGUGGUUGUUUAAAAAAAAAAUACAUAGAUACACAACCACGGGAAAGAAAUCUUAAAUGGGGGGAAAAAAAGCAUCUCAUUGUAGGCAUUUUUGCCUCAUGUUUUACUGGGCCAUAUUUGUUUCCUGGUACUCAUAAAUGUAUGUGUUUUAUUUCCAGAUCUCUUUCCCCAAGUUGCUGUUCCAAGAGUAUUCUGCUGAAUGUGGAUACAGUUUAUACACAUUAAAGCAGAUCUGGAGUCUGAAGUAGCUAAAGCAGCUAUAAAACUGAGAAAUACAUUCAUAGCUGCAGAAACCAUGAUAGGUAGAGGACUUUCCUUUUUGGUUUUUGUUUUUUGGUUUUAAAGAGAUUUUUAUUACAAAGAAAGAAAAUCCAGUGAAUUGUGCAGAAAUACUGGUUUCUACACCAUCCUAAAGGAAAACUUAUGAGGGUUUUUUCGAGUAGAAAAAAAGUUACUGAAGUUGGGAUCUAAAAUUGUUAAAAAACCAUUGAGUGUCAAAGCUCUAAAAGCAGAACUCAUUUUGUGCAAUGAACAUAAGGAAAGACUACUGUAUAGGUUUUUGGGUUUUGUUUUGUUUUUUUUCUUUUUAAUGAAGAAAAGCUUUGCUUAAGGGUUGCAUACUUUUAUGGAGUAAAUCUGAAUGAUCCUACUCCUUUGGAGUAAAACUUAGUGCUUACUGGUUUCCAAUUGUAUUUAGCUUCUGGUUGGAAUUGGAAAAAAUGAAAACCUAAAUAAAAUAGGUGAAAGUUCCCUGACUAUUCAGGUGAAU
Molecule: messenger RNA, 3380 nt
Organism: Odobenus rosmarus divergens (Pacific walrus)
Lineage: Eukaryota; Metazoa; Chordata; Mammalia; Carnivora; Odobenidae
Product: chromosome unknown open reading frame, human C6orf62
Exons: 5
Coding region: 1424-2113 (229 amino acids)
Source: RefSeq, a predicted model, not a curated record